This is a messenger RNA of Salvia splendens (bonfire salvia), 944 nucleotides long. RefSeq lists its product as uncharacterized. The coding region runs from base 37 to 624 and encodes 195 amino acids. The record is from RefSeq and is a predicted model, not a curated record. NCBI's taxonomy places the organism in Eukaryota, Viridiplantae, Streptophyta, Magnoliopsida, Lamiales, Lamiaceae. The transcript is spliced from 5 exons.
UAUCGCUUCUCCUCACCAUAUUGACCAUAAACCAAUAUGGUUCUCUCUUUGCUCAAUGCGUCACUCACUAUCCCAUCUCCGACAACUUUAAUCUCUACGAACAGAUUCGGAAUCCCUUCUCGUUCUUCUCAAGGAAGGAAUUUUUCGAUGGUUUCGUGCCGCAGGGAACCGGAGCAUUCGAUAUACACAAAUUUUGGCCGCGAAUGUUCAUCCGUUCCCGCCAUUGAACCGAUUGUGCUUCAGAAAUCUGCGUUUAUUGUAGCUGCCUCUCUUUCUGUUGUUCUCUGGUCUAAUCCAGCUCAUGCUGGAUUCCUCUCGGGCUCCACCGGUAUAGAAUCAGUCCCCGGUCCACAGUUGCCUCAGAUGGAUUUCCUCACUCGUUUCAAUGAGGAAAAUCAGAAAAAGUAUGCAGAGAAUGACGCAAGAUUCAAAGAGUCUCCGAUCCUCAAGAAGCUGCUCGAGCAGUCAAAGUUAAACAAGGAGAAAAACAAACAAGCAACUCUUGACAAAUACUGCAUUCGAGGAGCUGAGUGGGGCGUUGGAGACUGCUCGGCUGAUGGCAUGUCACCGGAGGACAGGGAGAAAUUUAUUGCAAUGCUGAAGCAGAAGGCUGGGAUCGAAUGAAGGUUUUGAUUCAUGCAUUAGAUGCAGAGGUCUCACUCACAACAGCCACUAGACAAAGCUGGAUAGAUCCGAGCUUCGGAUCUUUGGAGAAAACGGGUAUGUUUUUCGACCAAGUUUACGAGUAGCAAAGUUGAUCUUUGGAGAGAGGAAGCGUGUAGAUUGUUUGGGAGAAGACUUGCUCUUGGAACACAGCAGCAUUCUGCUAGAGGGAUGAUUCGGAUACAUUUUGCUUUGCUCUGAAUUGAAUUCUAAUAGAUUUAUGUAGGCUACCCUCCUGAAAUGAAUAUUUUGGUGAAAUAAAUUUCAGUUUAAGACAAAAA